AUUUGUUUUUUAAUGGAGAAAUCUCCAAAUUCAUCUAGAGGUGUUAGCUAUGGUGGAGGACAAAGUUCAUUAGGUUAUUUAUUUGGUGAUGAUAAAAAACAGCAAAAAAUUGAUGAACCUCCACCUUCUCCAACUAUUCUUGCACCUCCUUAUGGAAUUGAUGAUGAUACAAAUUAUUCACAAAAUAAUUCUAAUACUACUUCAAUUACUUAUCAAAGAUCUCAAGGCCAAAAUUCAGGAAUUUUUAUUACUGGUCGCCCAUCAACAAAGGUGAACUCAGUUCCAGGAGGAGAUUCAUCAUUGGGCUAUUUGUUUGGAGAUAAGUCUUGAUAUUUCUUCAUGAUCUAUCUAAUUAACUUCUAAGCAUGGCUGAAGUUUAAUUAAUUAGGGUUUGAAUAAUGGAGAAAUUUCCAAUUUCUCUAUAGUUUCAAUAUUUAUGUUUUGCCUAUGGAAGGGAGCCUUGGAGCAACGAUAAAGUCAUCUUUGUGUGGCCUAUAGGUCACGAGUUCGAGCUCAUAUGAAGAUAGCAAAAAAUGCUUGCAUUAGGACAAACUUUCUACAUCACACAUGAUAGUACUUUGUGCGAUCGGGCUGUCCAUCCCUUAAAUUUGCAUAUAACUUGUAUCUUGGAAUUCCAAUGUUUGUACUUGUGUGUGCUAGUAUUAAUUAGUAGUUUAUUAAUCUAAAUUUGUGUGGUUGUGUGAGAAGUUAAUUUGUGUAUAUUAUAUGAUGAAGAUCAUCAUGCAAGUUUGUUUAGGGUUUGUAAGGUUUUCAGUAUAAUGUAUUUUAUAUAUAGGUUGUAAUGUAAUAAAGAGGUCUUUGCUUUCUUUAAUUGUUCUAAGUUUGUCAUGAUCCAAAUUUGAUUUGAAAAGAGCAUUGAACAAAUAUUUUCCAAA
Messenger RNA from Solanum verrucosum, 896 nucleotides. RefSeq names its product protein SPIRAL1-like 5. The transcript has 2 exons. The record is from RefSeq and is a predicted model, not a curated record. Gene Ontology annotation, biological process: cortical microtubule organization. The coding region runs from base 13 to 330 and encodes 105 amino acids. Gene Ontology annotation, cellular component: cortical microtubule, transverse to long axis. Lineage: Eukaryota; Viridiplantae; Streptophyta; Magnoliopsida; Solanales; Solanaceae.